Messenger RNA from Uranotaenia lowii, 1672 nucleotides. Its product is annotated as protein croquemort-like. The transcript has 5 exons. NCBI's taxonomy places the organism in Eukaryota, Metazoa, Arthropoda, Insecta, Diptera, Culicidae. Bases 126 to 1613 code for a protein of 495 amino acids. Gene Ontology annotation, molecular function: scavenger receptor activity. Gene Ontology annotation, cellular component: cytoplasm; membrane. The record is from RefSeq and is a predicted model, not a curated record.
UCUCGAUGUUGCAAGUAGCAUUCACCAGACGUAUAUUUCUAACAUUAAGACACACAUCUCUUUCGUCGAGGAACGGUUAGAAUAGUUAAUUCGAACAGAAAUCGAACUAGAGCAGUGGAUUUAAAAUGUGUUGCUGCUGCAACUGUUCGAAUACUGCCAAGAAGGUUUGGUCCUUCAUGGGAGUAGUUCUGAUCUUUGGCUUAGCUGCUUUCUUCGGAUUCGGAUGGCCGGCUAUUGUGGAUUCGGUAGCACGAAGUGAGUUCGUGUUGCAAUCCGGAGCCCAGGUUUAUGAUAAUUGGUUUAAAUCAGAAGUACCAAUGUUUUUCGACAUCUACGUGUGGGAUUGGGUGAAUUGGGAAGAGGCGACGAAUCCCAAUGUGCGGCCACAUUUUGUCCAAAAGGGGCCUUACGUUUUUUCUGAAGUUCAUGAGCGUGCCAAUGUCAACUUUAACGGUAACCAUACAGUAACAUUCCAACAGCAACGCAUAUGGCAUUACAUUCCCGAGCAAUCGAACGGCCAUUUCUACACCGAUACCGUUUCUACGCCACAUACGAUAUUAAUGACGGUCGGUAAAUUAACAGAGAACAAUCCCCAGCUAAGGGGUUUAAUGGAUGCUAUUCUUGCCAACAAUGACCUUCUGGAUGCAAUCGUUUACAAAGACGUUCUCGUAAAGGACAUAUUGUUCGAUGGAGUAGAUGAUCGACUCUUGACUGGACUGCAAGGUUUAGUUAACGCGUUACCUCCUGGGACUCUCGAGGGAAUAGAUAUACCAAACUGGACCGGCUUUAGCUAUUUCUAUGAAAGGAAUACUAGCAUUGAAUACGACGGAGUCUUCCAAAUGGCUACUGGCUCAGAUGUAUGGUCGAGGACAGGACUCAUGCACACAUGGAAUGGCGAGCCAUCAGUUCCAUUCUAUCGGGGAUCCUGUGGACAAGUCAGGGGAUCAACAGGAUCGGUUAAUCCUCCGAUGACAAGCUCGCAGAUCGCCAAUCCAGAAGAUUUCAUGCUUUUCAUAACCGAUUUAUGCAGUGCCGUUACUUUGAAAUACGAUGGCGAUUUUGAACUACACGGCCUAGAAGGAAAAAUUUGGGUUGGCGAUAAUCGCGUUUUUGACAACGGACACAACUUCCCGGAAACUGAAUGCCAAUGUACGGCACAACCGGAGGAAUGUCCUGUGGUAAGGCCCGGCGUGUUUGACGUUUCAGGAUGCAAAUUUGGGGCACCAUUGUUUGUCAGUUUCCCCCAUUUCUAUCUGGCUGAUACAAGCUAUUUAAAUGCUGUUUCCGGUCUAAGCCCAACGCGACAAGCCCAUGAAUUCCGGUACGCAUUGCAUCCAUUCUCUGGAGUUCCGAUGUUGGUCAAUGGGAGGAUACAAUAUAAUGUGCAUGUGAAGGAAUAUGGAUUACAAGUACUCCAAGGUCUACCGGAUUUAUUCGUGCCCGCAUUUUGGGUGGAGCAAAGGGUUGAGCUUACACAGGCCGUCGUUGAUGAUCUGAUAUACAUCGAUACGUUACGCAACGCUGGUUAUUACACCGCAUAUGCUCUACUGGGAGUUGGUGUUCUCGCUUUUGGUGUUGCUAUGUAUUUCUCUAUUUUUGUAUGGAAAGACUAAGCUAAGGAACUGUUACCUGUAGAUGUAUGAUUAACAUGAACCUCCAUGUAUAAAAUAAA